Molecule: messenger RNA, 999 nt
Organism: Thyridium curvatum
Lineage: Eukaryota; Fungi; Ascomycota; Sordariomycetes; Thyridiales; Thyridiaceae
Exons: 2
Coding region: 1-999 (332 amino acids)
Source: RefSeq, a predicted model, not a curated record
AUGGCUGUUGUCAUCGUUGCCGGGGGCUUGGGUGACUUGGGUCGUCCUAUCAUGGAUGCACUCUUUGAGAGUGGCCAGUACGAAGCUUACGCGAUGUCGAGAAAGAGUCCAGCGGAUGGUUGGAAUACCGAGCGUACCUCACCACUGACUGGCAAACGAUAUUUCCCUAUCAUCCAAACGGAUUAUAUGUCUGAGGAUGCUCUGGCUGAGCAACUCGCAGCGAAACAAGCAGCUGUUGUUAUCUGUGCUCUCCCUAUGGAAUCAGACGCGACAUGCGAGACUCAAUUGCGACUCAUUCGCGCCGCCGAUAAGUGCUCCAAUGUCAAGCGCUUUGUCCCAUCCGAAUUCAACGUUGAGUAUGACGUGGGCGACGACAUUCUUCCUUACCCCGAAAAGAGAUUCCAUCUCGCCGCGCGACGGGAGUUGGCAAAGACAACAUCGCUCGAGUACUCGUACAUUUAUCCGGGCAUGUUCAUGGACUAUUUCGGCCUACCGCGUGUGGCAAGCUCGCUUCGUCCGUUGUGCUUUUGUGUCGACGCGGAGAACGGACAGGCCAUACUGCCAGGGGAUGGAGAAGGCCGUAUGAGCAUGACAUGUACAGUCGACGCUGCACGCUAUCUGGUCAUGGCUCUCCAACUAGAAAAGUGGCCACGAAUCAUGAAGGUCGUGGCAAGUACAGUCUCAAUGAAUGAACUUGUCAAAAUCUUCGAGAAGACGCUUGGCCGAAAACUCGAAGUGCGCUAUCAGCCUGUAGAGAAAUUGCUCAAGCAUGAAGCGAUUGACCUACCCGUCAAUAUCGCCAUUGCGGAGAGAUUCUCUGACCGAUUUCCUCAGGGCAUCAAAGGGAUAGUGGCCGAUCUUGAAGCGUCAGUGGCACUUGGAGGGUAUGACCUAGAUAGGCUUGGCGAACACCUCGAUCUUGUCAAGCGUUUUGAAGGAAGGACUCCGCCUCCGAAAAGCAUUGAGCAAUUGAUAGAAGAGGCGUGGAAACCAUCAUAA